Messenger RNA from Cordyceps militaris CM01, 348 nucleotides. RefSeq lists its product as uncharacterized. The transcript is spliced from 5 exons. The coding region runs from base 1 to 348 and encodes 115 amino acids. NCBI's taxonomy places the organism in Eukaryota, Fungi, Ascomycota, Sordariomycetes, Hypocreales, Cordycipitaceae. The record is from RefSeq and is a predicted model, not a curated record.
AUGUCAAGUCAAUUUGCUUCCCUAGCUAGAGACUUCCCCGGGGUUAGCAAUUGGGCCAAGGAGGUCAGAAUAAGCUUCAGACGUGCAGCAUGGGCUUGCAGCCGCCAUCUAUAUCAGUUGCCGUAUCGGGACAGCUCGCCGUGUCCGAAACUCGACCCUCCCACUUCUCGCCACACACAGUCGGCUUAUCGCGGCAUAAUUAGCCCUCGGUCGGACGAGAAGACCGACGGCAGGGGAGUCAAGGGCGGCUUCAAGGUUAGAGAGAUGGGAAUUGGGAGAUUGAAGAUGCAAGACAAUGGGGGGUCUCGAAUGAAUCGCGGCCAACACGCACUGCCAACCCGUGCAUAA